Messenger RNA from Eurytemora carolleeae, 2084 nucleotides. RefSeq lists its product as uncharacterized. The record is from RefSeq and is a predicted model, not a curated record. The annotation marks the transcript as partial. The transcript has 18 exons. Lineage: Eukaryota; Metazoa; Arthropoda; Copepoda; Calanoida; Temoridae.
GAAAAGUUGCAUUUGAGAAGUUGACAGAUUUGGAUUAUAAGGGGGAAACUUAUUAUACAAUUAGAAACUUAUCUUUGUAUGAGUGCCAGGGAUGGUGUAGGGAGGAGCCGGAAUGUCAGGCUGCCAGCUUUAGUUUCGUGGCUAACCCCCUGACCCCCCGACAGGAGACUAUUUGCCUGCUGCAAAACAGUACAGCAGCAAACAACCCUGGGGCUCAACCACUGAAGGCUGUGUCCCAGUACUACAUGGUGAAGAUGUCCAUCAGAUCGGAUCGUGUGUGCGCGCGCCCUUGGAACUUUGAGCGCGUUCCGAACAUGAUGAUUCAGGGGAAUGAUAAGCGAAACUUUGUGUGUCGCAGUGUCGAAUAUAAUUAUGUGACUCUACAAUGUCGACUCUCAGAUUUCGACAGACGAACCCCUGUCGACGAUUUUAAACCAAUUGAGUUAAUUGAUUCACCGGGAAUUGACUAUUUUGAGAAUCUCUGUUUGACCAAUGAGAAUAGCUGUGAGGAUAACAGGGUUUACACAAUCCCAAGGGUUGGAGUUCCGAGUAACAAAAUUGCGCUCUUCGUUAACGUUCAUUUCUACGUAGAUAAAGAACUCAUGGCAAACAGUGCCCCAGCUUGCCAGCGAGCUUGUGAGAUAGAAACUGAGUUUCUCUGUCGGUCAUAUCUGUACCUGGGACCUCCUACAGGUCCAGAGUACAACUGCCGUCUAUAUCACAUGGACCACUGGAGUCUACCUGACGGACCAUCAGCCUUUCUUGUCAAUGAUCGCCCUCUUAUAGAUAACGGAGGCCGAAUUGGAACCUUUUACGAGAAUCGGUGUCAAAAGAACUCUCAGAAGCGUCCAAAAUCUCUUGAUGAUGAGGAGGAUGAUACCAUGUUAUGUAAACGUGUUGUUACAAAGGACCGGCGGUUUAUUACGCAAAUCACGUGUUAUGAGAAGGGGAAGGAGGGGAAACAGCGCAAAGGGAUGAAUAUGCCCUUAUUUGGAAAGCAGGGCGGGGGCGUGCUGUCCUCUCUUUUUUCUAAAAUAGGCCGUCAAGGAUCACUUCCGGCGGAGGAUGGUUUGGACGGCGGAGCUAAUGGAGAAAACCAGGGUGGAGCCUCUGCUGGCGGUAGCCAAGGGGAUGGGAAUGGCGGAGCGGGAAAUAAUGGAGGAAUAAAUGAAGAAAAUGCCAAUGGUGGAAAUAGUCAAAAUGAUAUAUUUGGAGGAGAUAGCGCGUUGGGCGGAGGGUUGGGAGAACUUGGCGGAUUGGGAGGAAUUGGCGGAGAGUUAGGAGGUAUUGGUGGAGGCCUAGGGGGAAUCGGCAGUGGUUUGGGUGGAAUUGGCGGUGGUUUGGGUGGAAUUGGUGGGGGUUUGGGUGGAAUCGGCGGGGGUUUGGGUGGGAUUGGCGGAGAUUCGGCAUCAAACGGCGAUAAUCUAGGUUUUGAAGGCGGAAACAAUGAAAAUGGACUCGGCAAUGGCGAUCUAGGGUCCGGCGGUAAUGGAGGUCUUGGGGGAGGCAAUAUCGGCGGAGAUAAUGGAGGCGCUGGAGGAGAUCUAAACGGCGGAGGCAAUAAUGCUUUAGGAGCAUCGGAUAUAACUUUUAUGGGUCGCGAUCAAGAGCUAAAGAACUGUGUCGCAAUGGCUAAAGAUUCAAGGUCAACAUUCCCAAUUAUUGAUGAGAACGGGUGUCCUGUCGAUCCUACCAUCUUCCCCAGGUUUACUCCUGAUGGAACAGCCCUGCAAAGUAGUUACGAAGCAUUCAGGUAAUUUAUUUCAGGACUUAUUUUAAAAAGGAGUAUGUCUAAGAGAGCGGUUGACCAGGUGGAGGGGGUGGACGGUAACACCAUGAGUCUCAGCCGGGAGAUAAUCGUUCUUGACUUCGGGGACGAGACAAACAACCCGUCUGACAACGUGGAAACUAAUUUCUCCGGGAACUUGACUGAUUUCAAACUUGACGCAGUUAAUUGGAAGAGUGAGACUGUUUUCUCUACAAUAGCUGAACCUGAAUCCUGUCCCUCAAAAUCCUCAGUUCUUGCCUUGUCUGUGGUGUGUGCCCUGCUCNGGUUACGACCACGGGAUUUUAGGGAUCAGUGA